Molecule: messenger RNA, 728 nt
Organism: Drosophila obscura
Lineage: Eukaryota; Metazoa; Arthropoda; Insecta; Diptera; Drosophilidae
Exons: 1
Coding region: 237-419 (60 amino acids)
Source: RefSeq, a predicted model, not a curated record
AUUUAUUCUCGCCCGACACUCAGCAAGCGGCAGGCCGAGCGAACAGAGCAGAGUACAGCACGGUACAGCAGAAGCCACUUGGGAGAGGAAAAUAAAUUAAAGGAGCCCGAGCACGAAAAGCAUCCACCGUCAAACAAGCAAAAAGCACGCGCAUAACCGAAAACGUGUUAGAUAUAUAGCCGGAAAAUUACAUAAAAUUGGAAGAAAAAGUGACCGCAAAGAAGUCGAUUUGAACCAUGGCCAGUAGCAGUCCGAAUGACCUGAACGUGACAGUAGACGUGGUUCUGCCUACACUAAUUGUGGUGGUUAUGUUCGUGCUGAACGGCUUUCUUUUCUACUACAUCAUGCGAAAACGUAGCCAGUGGAAGGAAACGUCAGGGGAUGCUAGCACUCCCGAAAUUGAGAUGGAGCACCUGUAGCAUCGAUCUGGAGCAGAUAGUGAGAGCAGACCUAUUUCGUCUUAGCCGGUGGGUGAAAGUGCUAAAAGAUAAACAGAUCAAUAUGCAAAUAUGCAUAUAUGCAAUAUGCACCCACUAAGAACGGAGAUGACACAGAUCUUGCCUAUACUAUAGAGAUAGUACAUAGUAUACAGAGUGUAUACGCCGCCGGGUACCUUUAGAUAAUUCACGUGCAUUUAAUUACGGUUUCUACGUUUGUAAGCUCAUCUUUUUUUCGCCAUUAAUUUUUCUAACAAAAUAUACAAUAAAAAUGUGUGAAUUUUGCUAUAC